Messenger RNA from Rhopalosiphum maidis (corn leaf aphid), 522 nucleotides. RefSeq lists its product as uncharacterized. Bases 1 to 522 code for a protein of 173 amino acids. The transcript is spliced from 2 exons. Lineage: Eukaryota; Metazoa; Arthropoda; Insecta; Hemiptera; Aphididae. The record is from RefSeq and is a predicted model, not a curated record.
AUGACUGGACUUCGUGCACUAUCUAUGUCAACACGAUGGCAUGCAGAUGGAACUUUUAAAACAACACCACUUAUUUUCAAGCAAUUGUACAGCUUACAUGCAGAAAUAGGAAACAAUUCUCUAGUGGCGGGUGCGUUUAUAUUAUUGACACGUAUGACCGAAGAAGCAUAUACUAAAUGUAUUUCCUGUUUAAAUACAUUGUUAACACGCAAUUCGACAAAUUUAAAUAUAGUGGUAGAUUUGGAAUUAGCAGCUAUUAAUGCAUUCACAUCUGUAUAUCCUUCAUGUCAAAUAACUGCCUGUUUUUUCCACGUCUUCCAAUGUCUGUGGCGUAAAAUUCAACAAGAAGGCUUACAGACAAUAUAUUCAACAGAUGUUGACUUUGCAGUUAAUGCGAAAAUGUUGGCAGCGUUGACUUUUUUACCAUUACAGGAUGUAGUCCAAGCAUUUGAAGAACUUGUAGACUAUUUAUCUGAAUGUAUUUUACCAGUAGUAGACUAUUUUGAAGACAAUUUUAUUUAG